AUGCAAUUAUUGACAGAUAAACUCCACAAAUACCGAGGAAACACUACUGUCCUUCAUAAUAAAGAUUGUUAUGCAACCUUACAACAGCCACGUACUAUUCUCGAUACCCGAUGGUCCAAAGGUCGUGUAGUCACCCACUAUCUUAUGGGCCAUAUUGACAGCAUCUAUUGUUUACAAUUUGACAAAACCCAGCUUAUCACUGGCAGCCGAGAUCGUACCAUUAAGGUAUGGGACUUGCGAACCUAUCAAUGCCUCAGUACUCUUUAUGGUCAUGAAGGAAGUGUUCUUUGUCUCAAGUUUAACCAAGACACCAUGAUCUCUGGUUCUUCUGAUACAACACUCAUCGUUUGGAAAAGAAACCUACCUUCUCAGCAAAAGACAGCUCCGUGGGCACCGGUAAUGCGGUUACACGGCCAUACAGCUGGUGUACUCGAUAUCGAAUUUGAUGAUCGAUUGAUUGUGAGUUGUUCAAAAGACAAGACCAUCAGAGUUUGGGAUAUCCAUAAUGGCCAGCUAUUACGAACUAUCGUUGCGCAUCGUGGCCCAGUGAAUGCUAUUCAAUUGGUAGGUGAUCGAUUGGUGUCGGCUUCAGGCGAUGCUUUGAUCAAAAUGUGGAAUAUCUUGACAGGCGAAUGUCUCAAGAAGUACGCUGGGCAUACGCGUGGUCUCGCUUGUGUACAGUUUGACGGAGAUACGAUUGUUAGUGGUUCAAAUGACAAGACGAUCAAGGUCUGGGAUGCGGCUUCAGGUCAAUGUAGAAUGAGUCUGGAAGGUCAUACAGAUUUGGUGAGAUCAUUGGCAUUGAAAGAUGACAAAAUUGUGAGCGCGAGUUAUGAUCAGAGUAUUCGCGUCUGGGAUAGAAAGACGGGUGCUUGCUUGCUAAACUUUCAAAGUGGCCAUACUAGUUGGGUGUUUGAUGUGGCAUUCGAUGCAACCAAGAUUGUCAGUGCAAGUCAAGAUCGAAGAGUGUUGAUAAUGGAUUUUACGUAUGGCUUAGAUACCCGUUUCUUUUGA
This is a messenger RNA of Mycotypha africana, 1014 nucleotides long. RefSeq names its product WD40-repeat-containing domain protein. Bases 1 to 1014 code for a protein of 337 amino acids. The transcript has 2 exons. Gene Ontology annotation, molecular function: protein binding. NCBI's taxonomy places the organism in Eukaryota, Fungi, Mucoromycota, Mucoromycetes, Mucorales, Mycotyphaceae. The record is from RefSeq and is a predicted model, not a curated record.